Molecule: messenger RNA, 992 nt
Organism: Punica granatum (pomegranate)
Lineage: Eukaryota; Viridiplantae; Streptophyta; Magnoliopsida; Myrtales; Lythraceae
Source: RefSeq, a predicted model, not a curated record
UGCGAGCCGCCAUCGAGUUCCCUCCCUUUUACCAUUUCCCGUAACAUCAAAUUCCAGAUAGAUAGCGGAGGAGGAGGAGGAGAAGCCUCCACUGCUUUGAUCGAUAACAGCUUCUUCAGAGGUUGACCUGAGAUCACAGUCCUCAGUCCCAAGAGGCCACCACCAUGUGGAGGAGGCUCGCAUCAUCACACCUCAAAACCCUAGCCGCCGGCGCCGCAUCAUCCGCCUCCCGCCGAUCCGCCCCAUCCAUCUCUCGGCUCGUCGCUGAUGGGUCUAUCGCCUCUCCUUCCCCUGCUGUCGCUUCUCUGUUGGUUCAUCGCAGCUUCAGCUCCGACUCAGGAACUGCAGUGAAAAAGAAGGUUGAAGAUGUGAUGCCGAUUGCAACUGGCCAUGAGCGAGAGGAGCUAGAAGCUGAGCUCGAGGGAAGGAAGCUUCUUGAUAUAGACAAUCCUGUCGGUCCAUUUGGUACAAAGGAAGCUCCUGCAGUUGUCAAGUCUUAUUAUGACAAGAGAAUAGUGGGUUGUCCUGGUGGUGAAGGCGAGGAUGAGCAUGAUGUCGUCUGGUUUUGGUUGGAGAAGGGCAAGCCUCAUGAAUGUCCAGUUUGUUCACAAUAUUUUGUUCUUGAAGUUGUGGGUCCUGGAGGACCGCCUGAUGGGCACGGGGACGAUGAGGAUCAUCACUGAUCCUGCUUUCAGAUUUUCCUUCUGGAAUAAAGAAAAACUGGGAGAUGGUGAGACAAGAGAUUUUCUGUAUACUCUGCCGCGUAAGAAUUGUGAAUCUCUUUUCUUCUGUUUGUUCCACAUGUGUCUUCAGUUCCCAUGGCUGUGUCUUGGCAACAUUCUAGUCAGUAUCUUUUCUCGUGGUAUUCAAGCUGUGAAGCCGUAAUUUUCGAGCUGCGAAUCUUGUUAGGUUCCCCUCCUGAAUCACCGAAUAAUUGGAGGCUACCUAUGUGAUUCUUUACCAAAAGUUUUAACUUUUCUGUUGCCAAUUUC